CCGACUUUAUGUAAAUCAAAAUAUCAAAGCAGGUUUAAUUACUCUGAAACAUGUUGAAGGAGCUAUCAACUAUCUCUCUUGGAAGACAAUUCAAGGACAAAAUAAAUCGACGAAUAGACUAGAUGACAUAAUUGAGCUUACUGACAAGGUAACAACAGUUGUGAAAGGGCUUGUGGUGGAAUUGGGGAAUGUUAUGCUUUCAGAUAUUGAGGAACUCUUUCCAGUACAAUUGUUUAUUGAAGGGACACAUAGAUCGCAACAUAUACCUGUAGUAUCACAAUCAAAAGUAUCAAGAAUAAAUCUUAGUCUCCAAGCUUGUGACCAUACAAUUAUGGCACACCGUGCAUACCACAGUUCUGGCGUAGAAAUUGCACUAAAAUUAUUGGCACCUUACAAUAAUACAAGUGAAAUACACCUUAGACAU
This is a messenger RNA of Racocetra persica, 424 nucleotides long. The record is from the annotation of a GenBank genome assembly. Lineage: Eukaryota; Fungi; Glomeromycota; Glomeromycetes; Diversisporales; Gigasporaceae.